Messenger RNA from Naegleria gruberi, 2562 nucleotides. RefSeq names its product cation transporter. The record is from RefSeq and is a predicted model, not a curated record. The transcript has a single exon. NCBI's taxonomy places the organism in Eukaryota, Heterolobosea, Eutetramitea, Acrasida, Naegleriidae. Gene Ontology annotation, biological process: monoatomic cation transport; transmembrane transport. Bases 1 to 2517 code for a protein of 838 amino acids. Gene Ontology annotation, molecular function: monoatomic cation transmembrane transporter activity. Gene Ontology annotation, cellular component: plasma membrane.
AUGACUACUACAACUGGCAAUAACAUAGAAAAGACAUCAUUAGAACCGUCGACAACCUCCAUCGAAUUGGAGGAGAAUACAAACAAUAAUAAUACGGAUAAUAUUAGUAUAAGAGAAUUGGCUGCGGAACAAUAUCUCUCGACACCAACCGAUCUUCAUAAUAACAUACGUUUUGAAGACCAAUUCCAGGACUCUGUUUCUUAUCAGGGUAGUGCAUUUUCAAAUCAACCAAAUUCCAUGAUGGAAAAUGUUGACAAUGAAUCGGAGGAAGAAAAGGAAUUGAAUGAAAUUGAAGAGGAUAUGGGUCACGAAAAAGUUGACCGUGAUGAUAAUUUUGGAUUUAAAAUUGAUCAGUUUUUGAGAGUAACUUUGGGUACUUUUUAUUUUUGCAAACGUUCAAAGAAUAAUCUUGAAAAUGGUGGAGAACAAGCUACAACACAGAAGAAACCUAAAUGGUUAUACAGAUAUUAUGCACCUAUUCAUAUUGCUUAUAUUAUUUUUUGCGGAUUCCUAUUUGGUACUUUAAUUUAUGUAUUCGAGCUCAAUAACCCAAAAGCAAAUAUUCCCUAUAUUGACGCCUUGUUGAUGAGCUUUGCAAAUGUUUGUUUGGCUGGGUUUGUCACUCAACCAAUUGUUGAUAUUACAGUCCCAUCCCAAGUUAGUUUGUUUCUUGCAAUUGUUUCAGGAGGACCGCACUUUACCUUGAUUCCAAUUCUUCUCAUCAAGAUUUUUAGAGCUAGAAAGAGAAUGUUCAAGCUUAGAGAAGAAGAAGCAAAGUAUCAACCAACUAUGGUACAAUUACCACCAACUAUCCCACAAAACGAAGCAGUUAGUUUUCCAGCCCAAUCACGAAUUGUUUCAUUCUUUAGUGCUCUGAAACAAAAAUUUACUUCCAAUAAGCAAAAGGAAAGAUUUCCUCACAGUGACAUUGAAUAUUCUGCUUUAUUAUGGCUACACUCUAUAACCUUCAUUCUAGUUGUAGUAAUUAAUAGUGUUGGUUUUCUAAUUUUGGGAGGCGUUUUUGCAGGAAUGUACAAUGAGGAAAAAUACAUGCACGGCAAGAGUCCAUUCUGGCUAGGUCUUUACAUUGCUGUUAGUGCAUUUAACAAUUGCGGAUCUACACUGUUGGACGAAAAUUUAGGCAAUUUUGUGGAUGAUUGGGUAAUUUGUAUGACUGUUGGUAUUCUUAUCAUUUUAGGAAAUGUUCUUUUCCCUCUGGUGUUGAGAUAUGUUCUUGUAAUAAUUUACAAAAUGUCAUCGAAAAGAAAGGUUGUUUUCAAAUAUAUUUUAGAGAAACAUCACCACCUUUCACCAUACUUGUUUCCUGGUAUACAGACAACAAUUUAUGGUAUUAUCACCAUCUUACUGUUGGUCUUUGGUAUUGUUAUUACAUUGGCGUGUGAUUGGGGUAGUCCUAGAAUGGCAGAUAAAUCUGUAGCAACAAGAAUUUUAAUCGCCUUAUUCCAUCCAAUUAGUGCUAGAACUGGUGGUUUCAAUUCAAUUGACUUGUUUACACUUUCUUUCCCUACCCUUGCUGUUUAUAUAAUUAUGAUGUAUACAAAACCACAAAUGGCAUGUAGUUUGAGAGAGAAUGCAUACAAGAUAGUGGACAUGGUUAGACAUAUCAACGAUGAAAAAAAAACAAUCAAGUUUGCCCACAAGAAUGAAAGAAGAGUCAAAACCAAACCAUCCAGCCCACCAACAAUCAGUGUUGAAACUCCUGCCACAGAAAAUAAUGAUAACUUGGAAUCUGAAACCAGUAAUGCCAAGAACGAAGAUGUUGUAUUUGUUAAACUUCAAAAGAGAACGACAAGAGAACAAGAAGCCAUUGUAGAACUAGAAGAAGAAGAGAAGAGAGUAUACGGUUAUACUCUUUCAAGAAAUGCCUCAGUUACAUCUUUGCAUCCAAUGCUUCCUCCACCUGUUGAUGAAUCUAAUCAUGCCUCUAUUCCUCGUAUGCAAAAGUUCAAAAAGUUUGCAAAGAAAUCUGGAAAAUUAUUAGUGAAAUACUUGUCAGAUUUUUGGUUUUACUUUGCUACCAUUCUCUCCACAAGUAACAUGUGGAUGAUUAUCAUGGUAUUUAUUAUUUCUAUUGCAGAAAAUAACUCCAUGAAAGAAGAUCCAAAGAGUUUCUCUAUUUUCUUCAUCCUAUUUGAAGUUAUUUCUGCCUAUGCAAACUCUGGAUUGACUGUUGGUAAGGAUGGGUCAUCAUUGGCUUACUGUGGAUUUUGGACAACGUUUUCCAAAGUUAUCUUGUGUAUUGUUCUUGUAAUGGGACGUCACAGAGGUUUUUAUGGAACUUUAAUUGAUCUUGAACCUACUUCUUAUGAUCAGGACUUUAAGCAACAUUCAAACUUUUUGGAGAGAAGAUCCAUGCUCAGGAAAUAUAAGAAAGAAAUCAAGAAAUUAAAGAGAGUUGAAUCACGUCGUGAUUAUGGAUUAUUAAAGACUGAAACGAACAUUGAAACAAGCAGUACCGCUGGUGGACCAAUAUCUGGAAAUUAUUUCGAUCCAUAAUUUAUCAUAAACCAGCAUUUACAUAAAUUAAGAAAAUAUAUUAUU